Messenger RNA from Ambispora leptoticha, 328 nucleotides. NCBI's taxonomy places the organism in Eukaryota, Fungi, Glomeromycota, Glomeromycetes, Archaeosporales, Ambisporaceae. The record is from the annotation of a GenBank genome assembly.
UUAUGAAGACAACCAAUCAGGAAUAGAUAAUUUAAAAAAUGAAUUAGCCAAAAAGGUUAGUAAAGAAGAAUACUGUCAAAUUAUGGCUCAGAUUGCUGAAAAAACGAUGGCUAAAUAUAAUGUUAAGGCCGACGAACUAGACCCUGAGAUUAAAAAGGAUUUUGAAAAGUUAAAAAGUGGGGAAAUUAAAGAACCUGAGCAAGUUAAUGAGAUAGAAAAGAAAGUAGCGAAAAAUGCGGGGGAAAAAGGGUCUAGUAAGAAACUAAAUCAAAUUUUACAAGAGGCUCAGAAAGUUUUAAAAUUAGGAGACAAAAAUAAAAUUAAAGAG